AUGGGCUAUAAAUACAGUUAUACCCAAAAAAUUAUAAGAGAGGAGAUUAUCAACACUCCUAGAAUUCAGGAAAAAAUUAAGCAAUUUUUUCUGAAUAAAAAUGAAAUAAUUAAAACUAUUGUGACAAAUGAUGGCACACCUGUAUUUGUGUGGCUUGAUGAGUGUUGUUGUGAUAAAAACAUUGUACCAAAGAAAACAUUAGUGACAAUUGACCCAAAUAAACGUGAAAAAACUAAUAAAAGUUGUGGAAAAGGGCCAAGAUUUAGCGUAAUACACGCGGGAAAUGAAGAUGGAUUUAUUAAUGGCGCCUUAGAUAUUGUUUUUAUUGACGACAAUCUCUACUACAAGAGUAUGCGUUACGAGUGGUACCAGACAUGCAAAGAGCUAUCAUUGGGUUUCGCUAUAAUUAUGAUCAACACUUCACUGGAAUUGUCACUCAAUGGUAACCGACUUAGAGAUGAAGACAAACGAUUGCCCGACGAUGUUAUCGUACGAAUGUCUGAACGCUUUGAAUGUCCGCAACCGUCGGCCGAACCGUUCGAACAGAAAACUUAUUUUCUUAGCGCUGACACAACUAUUGAUCACAAAAUCGACGACUCAUUGAUUGAAUUCAUUACCGAUGCGAUCGGUGAACCAGUUGUCGAUCAGACUAUUCGAUCGCCAAUAGAGGAACAGUUGAGAGAAAGGCUUAAUACAGAGUCGAAGAAUAAUGUUAUUCACAAAAUUGAUUGUCUUCUGCGACAAAAUGUUGGUCAACGCAGCGGUCAAAUAAUAUCUACAUUUUGUAUUUUAUAUUAA
Molecule: messenger RNA, 798 nt
Organism: Oppia nitens
Lineage: Eukaryota; Metazoa; Arthropoda; Arachnida; Sarcoptiformes; Oppiidae
Product: L-seryl-tRNA(Sec) kinase-like
Exons: 2
Coding region: 1-798 (265 amino acids)
Molecular function (GO): tRNA binding; kinase activity
Source: RefSeq, a predicted model, not a curated record